Molecule: messenger RNA, 1518 nt
Organism: Cadophora gregata
Lineage: Eukaryota; Fungi; Ascomycota; Leotiomycetes; Helotiales; Ploettnerulaceae
Exons: 4
Coding region: 1-1518 (505 amino acids)
Molecular function (GO): iron ion binding; monooxygenase activity; heme binding
Source: RefSeq, a predicted model, not a curated record
AUGAUGAUCACCAAAAUUACGGACAUGUCAUACAACUUGUUUGGGCUCAUAUCCGCCUUCAGCGCUCUCUUGAUCCUGUAUCUUCUACUCAGUGCUCUUUUCAGCCCCUUACGUGGUGUAAAGGGCCCAGCGGUCACCCGUUACACUCGUCUGUGGGAGGUAUACAAGAAUUGGCAAGGUCACUUAGAACAUGUCACGGUCGCUCUACACAAAAAAUAUGGCUCAAUCGUCCGACUCGCACCUAAUCGUUACAGCAUCAGCGACCCGACUGCGAUCCGCCAGAUAUAUGGCGCUGGCUCCAAAUUCUACAAAUCCGAUUACUACACUGUCUUUGGUGCACCCGCUAUGGGCCACAAGGAUGUUUUUUCUGAGACGAGCAAUGCAAAGCAUGCGCUGGAAAGGAAGAAGACAGCCAAUAUGUACGCGAUGAGCUCCCUGGUAUCCUAUGAGAAAUUUGUAGACAGAGUCAAUGGCGAGUUCAUGAGUGCGUUAGCUGAUCAUGCCCAACACGAGCGCGAAUUCGAUUUGUUCACCUGGCUACAGUUUUAUGCAUUUGAUGUUAUUGGCGAGAUCACUCUGGGACGAUCGUUUGGUCUGAUCGAGGCUGGCCACGACAAGGAUGGACUUCUGCAUGCUGUGCAUGUCGGAUCCAUAGGCUAUGGUUCCAUGGCAGGCCUCAUUCCUGAGAUUCAUCCAUGGUAUCUAUGGCUUCAGAAAGUCUUCCCUAUCGAAAGCCACUGGAAAGUCGUUCAAAGAGUCAUUCUCAAAGAAAUAGGUGCUAGAACGCAGGGCGUCAGUUUCAGCGAUCGCAUGGACUUCCUAGGAAAGUGUGUCGAACUGAGCAAAGCUGGCAAACUGGAUCAGUUCACGAUAAACAAUGUGAUUGGUUCGAACAUAGGUGCUGGCUCUGACACCACAGGCAUCAGCAUGACUGCAGUCAUCUAUUUCCUCAUGAAAAAUCCGCAUUGCUUGCAGAAGCUUCGCGAUGAGAUCCAAACGGCCAUUCACGAAGGAAAUCUUUCCAACCCCGUCACGUUCCAAGAGGGCCAAAGGCUUCAAUACUUGCAGGCUAUCAUCAAAGAAGCUCUGCGGCUGCAUGCAGCUGUUGGUCAGAUCAUGAGCAGGGUAGUACCCAAGGGCGGUGCACAGCUUGCUGGUAGACACUUCCCAGAAGGUACUGUGGUGGGCAUAAAUGCCUGGGUGAUUCAUAGCGACGAAAACAUCUGGGGCAAAGACGUACACGAAUUCCGGCCGGAGCGCUGGCUAGUUGACAAAGAGCAACUUGCCUUCUUGGAUCAACACUUUUUGGCGUUUGGUGCCGGGGCAAGAACUUGCAUUGGGAAGAACAUCUCGCUCCUCGAAAUGACAAAACUCCUACCGCAACUCGUACAGAGAUUUGACUUCGUCCCUGCAGGUAAUAGUGAGUGGACGACUAGCAGUGGGUGGUUUGUGAAGCCGGCGAUCCAAGUAAAAGUCAUUGAAAGAGAACGUGAUGCCGGCCAGGAUGUCGCAACAUGA